Messenger RNA from Aspergillus aculeatus ATCC 16872, 1545 nucleotides. RefSeq names its product Zn(II)2Cys6 transcription factor domain-containing protein. Gene Ontology annotation, molecular function: zinc ion binding; DNA-binding transcription factor activity, RNA polymerase II-specific. The record is from RefSeq and is a predicted model, not a curated record. The coding region runs from base 1 to 1545 and encodes 514 amino acids. The transcript is spliced from 2 exons. Lineage: Eukaryota; Fungi; Ascomycota; Eurotiomycetes; Eurotiales; Aspergillaceae. Gene Ontology annotation, biological process: regulation of DNA-templated transcription.
AUGAAUCAAAACAAGUCAUCGCAAGUCACCACUGAUCCACUUCCCAAGAGUGUAAAGGUGCGAACGACUUGCAAUGCUUGCCAGCAGGCGAAGAUUCGAUGCAGCCAUGAGAAACCGUCAUGUUUACGAUGCCAAAAGCACAACUACAGCUGUAUCUACAGCAUUUCUCGACGAUUAGGGAGACCGGCCAAGAAAAAAGAUACUGCAACGAAUGGAAACCAUUUCAACACGCAAAAACAGGCCCGAGGUCCUUUGGAUAAGAGAUUCCGUGGGUACCCCAGGAAGAAGAGUAUCAUAGAGGAGCCGGUGCAUGAAGGCAGGGCGAAUCUAUCAAGCUACCAGUGUGUCAAUGAGAGAGCGAUGCUUGACAACAAUGCAAGCGAUAGCCUCGAAAAUCUUGGUGUGGAUGAUGCAAGUCUACACCAAGACUGCCUUAUGGAUCCUAAUCAUAAUUGGUUGCAGGAGUUCAUGUCUAAUCCUGUCGCGGAUUUAGUGCAGGAGCGCGAACUGCUAUACUCCCUCGGCCUGAGCAACAACAAGACCGAGAGCGUCAACAACACGAGUCCCUCUCAUGCAAGCCACUUUACAAGCCCAUCAAGAAGUUUCCUUACGACGGACUCUCAAGACCAAGCCCCAGAGUGCUACUAUCUGGCUCCGAGCAACUUCCCUAGUCACAGCCAGUCCCCUGCGGAUGACGCCCACGGACCUGCAAACAGUCGGACCCCUGACCCUGAAGGUUUGAAAAAAGACCCUCUCGCCUGGCUACAGCUGGCUACCUCGUCUAUCGAUAGUAUUCCACCAACGGUAACCAGAGCGAUGUCAGCGACGGAGCCUUCCGGCAGUUUCAUCCCAACGAGAGCUCCGAAGCUUAACAACGUCUACAGCUAUGUGCCAGAACACUUCAAGACAAACCCCACCAUGACUAGUUUCCAAUAUCAGUGCCAAUGCCACGAACCGACGAUACGCGAGUUGAUUCAGGUCAACAACUUUGCAUCGCGUGCGGGCCCUGCAGCUACGAUUGACUCCAUCUUGAAUUGUCAGCGCGUGCUGCAGCAACUUUCUCACACCAUCCUUCAAUGCAACCUAUGCUCCCGUACCUGGAUCAAUCUCCUGAUGAUGGUUGUGGUCAGCAUUGACAGCCUAGUGACCGCUCUAGAAGCCAUUAUAUCUCUGGACAGCGAACUCGCAGAAAGGCUGUCCGCGGAGAAUCCUGAGCCACUCCCUACAAGUAACAGGCCCGAUAACAUUCCCAACGCGAACUUUAGACGAUGCCGAGCAAGCAGCCUCUAUCUGAAGACACAGGUGGAUGCCUGUCCGUUAGUGGUAGGAGGAUUCUGUGUUCCAUUCGAGGACAAAUUUCUUUUCAUAGCCCAGGUGCUGUACCUCCGGUUAUCAGAGUUGCAGAUGACCGUUCGUCGCAUCCGUCUAUGUACGCAAGAGUUUUUGGCAGUCCCUGCUGCCCGGGGCAGGCUGGGAAUGAUAAUGGAGACCGAUCAGCGGCUGGAGCUGGUUAUGAUGAAAACGAAAUUGCUAGCACAGUCAUGA